Arabidopsis lyrata subsp. lyrata is the source of this 1856-nucleotide messenger RNA. RefSeq names its product ethylene-responsive transcription factor ERF117. The transcript has a single exon. The record is from RefSeq and is a predicted model, not a curated record. Gene Ontology annotation, biological process: regulation of DNA-templated transcription. The coding region runs from base 579 to 1538 and encodes 319 amino acids. Gene Ontology annotation, molecular function: DNA-binding transcription factor activity; DNA binding. NCBI's taxonomy places the organism in Eukaryota, Viridiplantae, Streptophyta, Magnoliopsida, Brassicales, Brassicaceae.
AAACCCAGUUAAUAACUAAUGUUGAGUCUAAAAAAUAUUCUCCGAGAAAUACAAAACAUAGAAAUUUUAAGUGUGAUAUUAACUGGGUUUUUACAACAAAAAAAAGAAAAAAAAAACGAUUAUAUAUCAUCAAAGAAUUCCCUAUUUUCCUGUUUUUGUACUAAAUAUUAACUUUCUUUUUCUCUCAAAAAUAAUAUUUUUGUAAUUUUUAGAUAUGGUUAGUUUCCGAUUUUAUCGUUAAGAUUUACUAAAAUUUACUUUUAUGACUAUAUCUAACAAGGAAAUAAAUAAAAAAUAAAAAGUAAAACAAAACAAUUCUCAUUAACUAUUAAUAACGACGUCUUCUAUGUUUCGUCUUCCUUAGCUUUGCCAUAAGCUCCUUAUUUUUUACACUCUCUCCACAACACACAAAAAUACAUAAGGUACGAUGAUCAAUCUUAACUAUGUUUUCUCUUCAGUUUUUUCUCCAAUGUUUAGGUUUUCAAUCUCUAUCUCUAUCACAAACUCAAAACUAUAUUUAUUUUGUAUUUUUAAUAUUUUUGUUCUAAGAUUUUUGGAGUUUAGUCGGAGAGAGAACAAUGAUCAGUUUCAGAGAAGAGACCAUCGAUCUCAACUUGAUUAAAACAGUUAAUAUAAUCUGUAAUGAUCCCGACGCUACUGAUUCCUCUAGCGACGAUGAAUCUAUCUCCGGCAAUAAUCCUCGCCGUCAGAUCAAACCAAAGCCACCAAAGCGUUACGUCUCAAAGAUCUGUGUCCCGACGCUGAUCAAAAGGUACGAGAACGUUUCGAAUUCUACAGGGAAUAAAGUAGCCGGAAACCGGAAAUCGUCGUCGGGUUUCAAAGGCGUACGACGGAGGCCGUGGGGGAAAUUUGCGGCGGAGAUAAGAAAUCCGUUUGAGAAGAAGAGAAAGUGGCUUGGAACGUUUCCUACUGAAGAAGAAGCAGCAGAGGCUUAUCAGAGAAGUAAAAGAGAGUUUGAUGAACGAUUAGGUUUAGUUAAACCGGAAAGAGAUGUAACCAGGCCUUGUGGUGUACGUAAACCUGAAGAGAAGGAAGUUACUGACAAGUCAAAAUGCAAAAAGGUAAAUAAGAGAAUUGUUACUGAGACGCCAUUCGGUUGUGGUUAUAAUGCUGAUGAAGAAGAGGGAGUGAUUGGUAAAAUGUUGGAAGAUCCGUUGAUGACAUCCUCGAUUGCGGAUAUUUUUCGUGAUUCGGUUGUUGAAGCAGAUGAUAUUUGGGUGGAUUACAAUUCAGUGGAAUUUAAUUCGAUUUUAGAUGAUCUAAAGUUAGAUUUUGUGGAGAAUAUUGAUAGUGUAGGCAUGGAGAAAACAUUCGGAUUUAAGAUUGGGGAUAACACUAAGGUUAAUCAACACACGAAAAUCGUAUCGACGAUUGCAGAUAUUUUCGACGAUCCGUUGUUAGAUGAUUUUAAGUUAGAAGAUUUUCCGAUGGAUGAUUUUGGAUUAUUAGGAGAUCCAGAGGAUGAUGAUUAUAGUUGGUUUAAUGGUACUACUGAUUGGAUCGAUAAGUGUUUAUGAAUACUUUUUUGUGACACGGCUUAGUACAAAUCAUUGAGUUACAAGUUCUUGUAAUUCGUUUUUGAUUUUGAUGGUUUUGUAACUAACUAUUAUAUAAAAGAGAUUAUCUCAUAAGAGAAGCUUUUACUAGUAUGAACUUUAGUUUCUUAAACUGAUUAAGAAUAAAGUUGUAACCAUGUCAUUGUAGGGAUAACAUUCAAAAGCUAUACCAACUUGCACGAACGAAAUAUGUUCCACACGAGCUUUUGUCCCUUUGGACUAGCUUCUGGUUUCGUUGCAAUAGCCUUUUUUUUUUUUUUUUUUUUUAUGACAAGAAUU